Messenger RNA from Sesamum indicum (sesame), 1987 nucleotides. RefSeq names its product xylan glycosyltransferase MUCI21. Lineage: Eukaryota; Viridiplantae; Streptophyta; Magnoliopsida; Lamiales; Pedaliaceae. The record is from RefSeq and is a predicted model, not a curated record. Gene Ontology annotation, molecular function: glycosyltransferase activity.
ACAGAGGAGAGGAGCCACCCGAGAAGGCACAAACACCUUUCUUCCCCUAAGAAAACCAGACAUACACAUAUUCCUAGACAAAGCUUUCUCCUUUACAACUCUUCCUAUAAACCUCUCUCUCUCUCUCUCUCUCUGUGUAAAGAAACCUUCUUCCUCAGCUCAGCUUUCCUGGAAAAUGGUUAAAUACCAGAGGAAAAAUCUGUAUAGCCAGUGGAAGAAAAGCAAAGACUAUUACUACUACAUGUUUGAUGAGGAUGAAGAGUCUUCUUGCUCAUACCCUUUUACCUUAAUCUAUGCAAACACCAAGAAAAGAGCAAAGCCCAAGUUUUUCUACUUCGCUUUGCUUUCUCUGCUUUCUUGCUGCCUGAUUUUACCACCCCUGUUCUUGUUCUUCAACUCAAACUUCUCCUUGCUCCAUUCAUCUGAUAAAGAAGGCCGUGGUUCAGGAACUGAUGUAGAUGGCUUCCUUUGCUCAGCUGUUCCUAAUGGUACUAUUUGUUGCGACAGAAGUAGUAUAAGAACAGACAUAUGUGUAAUGAGAGGGGAUGUAAGAACUCACUCUGCCUCCUCGCCUCUCGUCCUGUACGAUACUGUUGGUUUGAAUGCUUAUGCUCCGGGCCUAUCUGAUGGUCAUGAUGAUGAAGGGCAGGUGAUCCAGCAUGAAAAGAUUAGGCCAUAUACGCGAAAAUGGGAAACCAGUGUGAUGGGUACAAUUGAUGAGUUAGACCUAAUCCUAAGAAGAGAGUCGAGCGUUCAUCAGAGGUGUGAUGUCCAGCACGACGUCCCUGCUGUGGUUUUUUCGACUGGAGGCUAUACGGGCAAUCUUUACCAUGAAUUCAACGAUGGGAUUUUGCCUCUAUACAUCACUUCUCAGCAUUUCAACAAGAAGGUUGUUUUCAUCAUGCUUGAAUAUCAUAAUUGGUGGAUUACAAAGUAUGGUGACAUAAUCUCCGAGCUCUCCGAUUUUCCAGCUAUAGAUUUUAGUGGGGAUAAAAGGAUCCACUGCUUCCCAGAAGCGAUAGUCGGCUUAAGAAUCCAUAAUGAGCUCACAGUUGAUUCUUCCUUGAUGGAAGGCAAUAAGACGAUCAGAGACUUCCAUGACCUCCUGGACCGAGCCUACUGGCCUCGUAUUAGUAGUCUCAUCCAGGAUGAGGAACUUGAAGCUCAGUCAAGACUGGCGAUUUCACCAUCAGUGGUUAAUCCAAUUGAGACAAAAACAGAAAAACGAGGGUUGGAUCAACCUAAACUGGUUAUAGUAUCUAGGAACGGCUCAAGGGCAAUAACCAACGAAGAUUCACUUGUGAAAAUGGCUGAGGCUACUGGUUUUGUAGUUGAAGUUUUGAGGCCUGAAAGAACCACUGAGCUUGCAAAAAUCUAUCGAGUCCUCAACUCAAGCGACGUUAUGAUUGGUGUCCACGGUGCUGCCAUGACUCACUUCCUCUUCAUGAAGCCUGGUUCUGUUUUCAUCCAAGUGAUACCCCUUGGCACUGAAUGGGCAGCAGAAACUUACUAUGGAGAGCCAGCUGGGAAAUUCGGGUUAAGAUACAUUGGCUACAAGAUCCUCCCGAAUGAGAGCUCAUUGUACAAUGAUUACGACAAGAACGACCCCAUUUUGAAUGAUCCAAGCAGCGUUAACCGUAAGGGAUGGGAAUUCACAAAGAAAAUCUAUCUUGAUCGACAAACCGUGAAGUUGGACUUGAAAAGAUUCCAGAAGCGCUUGCUUCGCGCCUACUACUACACUGUAGCUAGGAAGAAAGGGCGUUCGCAUCGUCUAUCUGAGUAACAUCGCAGCUCUCUUUAAGAUCAUUUUUCUAACACAUUCUUUGGCAGUUCCACUUUGUAAAUGAGUAACUACAGAAGGAAGAAAAUGGUUGUAGAGAUUAGUGUAUCACUGUCUUUUUGUACAUCAAACAGCAAAGAAUAAGCUUUCUUUUUGGUUUUAGUGAAGCGAAAAAAGAAAAAAAGUUGGCCAUCUUUAUUAUUCAGA